Messenger RNA from Oncorhynchus tshawytscha (Chinook salmon), 4046 nucleotides. RefSeq names its product zinc finger CCHC domain-containing protein 2. The record is from RefSeq and is a predicted model, not a curated record. The coding region runs from base 195 to 3413 and encodes 1072 amino acids. The transcript is spliced from 14 exons. Lineage: Eukaryota; Metazoa; Chordata; Actinopteri; Salmoniformes; Salmonidae. Gene Ontology annotation, molecular function: zinc ion binding; nucleic acid binding.
ACAGGUCAUCAGAGUGCCGUCUACAGUGAAGGAGAAAUGAAAACUAAAGCUUGUCGCCGAGAGUCUCUCUGACUAUUACUGAAAAUUUGAUUUGCUUCUGUUGAUUCUGCAUUACACAGCAGUUAGACGAUCAAAGGAUGUAGCUAUAUUUAACAGUCAUUUACGCCUUGAAGCCUUUCCAGUCGAGCCGGAUAAUGCUUAAAACGAAGCUGCCCAUGAGAACCGCGGAGGCAGGAGAUGAUACGGCCGAGGAACAGCCGGAUCUCCAUAUUCCCAGAUCGGUCUCUCCCACGAUCUCGGACAGGCUCGAAGAUUCAUCCAGACACCCAGGAUAUCCAUCUCAAUUGGACAAAGAGACCGUUUUCGAGUGGUUUGGUUUACAUCUAAAUCCUGCCAAGCGGAUCGAGUUAAUGUGCGGACUGCUGCAUAUGUGCCAGCCGCUCGAACUCCGGUUUUUGGGCUCCUGUCUGGAAGACUUGGCACGGAAAGAUUACCCAAUUCUACGGGAUGUCGAGAUCAGGGCGAACUGUCCGAAUGAUUUGGGCAUUUUAUCUGAUGUUAUCGACCCGGUGGUGCGCUCCAAACUGCUGGUCUGCUUAUCUCUUCUGCGAUCUGACAGCAGGGAGUGUGCGGGAAUACUAUUUCAGAUAUUGAACCAUACGGAUCCGUCCUUGUUCUACAAAAACUAUCCCGGUUAUUCUGUUUCUCCCUUCAGGGACCCGUUCCAUCCUUCGCGUGUGGACGGGAAAACGUUCAGGAGAACAGAGCAUAUUUGCGGGCGUCCAAUAGAGGAAGCAGUCGGACCCUUGGAGCAGUUUGCGUUGCUUUUUACUAUGGCUUCGUUGCAUCCAGCGUUUCCUUUUCAUCAAAGAGAAACCCUUCUAGUGCAUCUAGACAAAAUCAAAUUUGCCACAGAGGAUAGACAGCAGAAUCCGUACAGAAUAAACACCCAGGCCCAGGAAGCAGAGUACCUGGGCCCAGCUGCCGUCACCACUGAAGCCAGUCUGGAUGAGAGGACGCAGGGGCAGAGACUGUGUGCCAGCCAGACACCCCCCAGCUGCAGGACCCAGAGGGAAGCUGUACAUAUAGAGAAGAUUGUACUGAAGGGGAUGUCACAGAGCAGGACAGACAGGGAAUACAAUUUUGAGGUGAAGUGGUCUGACUUCUCAUCCAGCAAUGUCAGGAAAACACAGCUUGAACUGGAGAGCUUCUUGUUGAAGCUUCCCAAGGAGCAGUCCACAGAGUCAUUUGAGAAGGGCAUCCUCCGGCUGCUCAACCAGGGAGACAAGUACGAGAGCAGGGGGGUGGAGAGGAACCUCAAGGAGAAGUUUCUGUCGGCUCCACAAGCUUUCCGACGGACGAGGAAGGUCUGUGGCUUCUUCCUGUGUGAGUCCUCCUCUUCCUCCUCAUGCAACUGCAGCAGAUGUAACCCUGCAGCUCUGGGGAAGUCCUUCAAGGAGGACGGUUCUGAGGCAUCCAGCCAAGAGGAAGUUGUGUAUUUGGAUCCGUACGUUCUGGGACACCGAAAGAAACAUGUCAGCAAUAGACCCUGCCAUAGCAUUCCCGAUGCCAAAAGUUCCCAGGGAGAGAGCGUUCCAAAGGGGUCACACAGCCUGCCUGACUGGACGAGGAAGACCCGCACGCUUCAACUCGACCAGGAGGCCUCUGGGGGCCAGGAGCAGCAUCAGGGCAGUGAGAAGAGGGGCAACCACCCUGCCAGCAUGAGGCAGCCACUGGGACCAGACAGGGAAAAGAGGAAGAAAGCAUACUUGGCGGCGAAUGGGAGCAUGGUGCCACCAGCCUCUCAGCGAGCGCGACAGUCGACAGGGAAAGACGGAGACUCCAGUCAGGAGGUAUACGGCGAAACCUCGUCUGAGAGCUACAGCUCGGCCUUCAGCCCCCAGCACCACGAACCAGAGAGCCUGGACAGUGAGGACGAAAAGGAUAAAGAUACGGACAGUACCCAGGGCCCAGCGGACUCCUUCUUCCCCUGCCAGGAGGUUGCAGGUGGGGCAAUGCCCACCAUCCACCACCUGGUCUCUGCCAAGCCUGUUGGGGAGCCCCCCAGCCUUGACUAUCCCCCAAACACCUUCAUGCACCCCAUGCCCUGCAUAUUGCCCAACGGUGCACUACCUGCCGAUGCCCCUCUGCCAGUCAUGCCCCCCCACCAGGUGGCAGCUGCCCUGGUAGACAACAAGGUGGUCGGAGGGCUGAUCAUGCAGGUGCCCUUGGUCCUCCGAGAGCCUACGUCCACCACCGUGCCAGUUCCCUUGCCAGGGGAUCCAGAGCAGAUACCCAUGGUACUCCCAGGGUUUGGCUCCCUAGCCCUGGGCUUACACUCCCCUGGCAGCCCUGCCCUGCAGCCCCCAGUCCAGCACUUCAAGACAGCCCCUCCACAGACCACUGCCAGCUCUGAGGGUGUCACCACCCUCCCUGCCCACCAGCCCCUGGUGGAAGCUAUAAGUGUCAUCACCCCUGGUCCGCCCUAUGCCUCACCCCUGCAGCCUGCCUACUCCAACCCAGACCCUGCCGCCCCCCUAACCCCAUCCGUACCCCUGGGGGACCUUAGCAUCCCUCACAUCAAGCACCCAGAUGUGUCCCUUUUCUCGGGCCUGCCCUCCCUGUACACUAUGGCCCCCAUCCCCACUUCCGUCAUGGCCACACUAGGGGUAGCGCCUUCCCCUGGACAGGUUCAGGCGGUGGUGCCCCCGUCCGUACCCACCCACAUCCCCGGCCCAGCGCCCGGCUCAACCCAGACCGACUCCACCUCCUACGUCAACAGCACCAGUAACUCCGUCGCCCAGCAACAGGCGCAACCACAACAACAACAGCAGCAGCAGACAACUCACCAGGAACCGGCCAUGUGCUGCGGGGCGUGCGGUUGCCGAGGCGGCUGCGGCAACAGCCGUACAGCGCCAUCGUUUUUCUUUCCCCACCAGAUGGCGCCACGGCAGGUGUUUGGUGCGCCGCCCAUCUUCCAGCUCACGUCCCUGUGCGCCAGCAACUACCUCAACCAGCCGCCCCCGCAAAGCAACGGCCAGGCCCAGCUAACAUUCUUCCCCCCCGCCCCUUACGCUGGCCAGACCCUGCUGCACACCCAUCCUGACCAUGUACUGGGCACCCAGCUAGGCUAUAGCCUCCAACAGAUGGUGUCGCCCUUCAACCGUUUCUACCCGCACAUGUACCCCUCCAGCGUGGGUAUGGUGCCCAGUUCGGGAGGCGGCGGAGGGGCCCUGGGGGGAGCGGUUGGCGUCAACAAGAACAACGGCAAUGUCUCCUGCUACAACUGUGGGGUCAGUGGGCACUACGCACAGGACUGCAAACAGCCCUCUGUUGAUUCAUCACAGCAAGGCAGCUUUCGGCUGAAGUACGCCGCCUCCCACUCUUCAGAAGGACUAGACAACGCCAGCUGAACACGUCUUUUCGUUCCGUCAUCUGGUUCCUUGUCACGAGCGGUCCAAGAGAACCCUCCGUUUCAAGAGGGUUUCACUCUGAUGUUUCUCAGUCAUUGUCAUUGUUGGUUUGACCUUUUUAAAGAGCGUGUGUGAGGAAGGUCCUGAGUACUUGUGGCGGAGACAUCCUCUACGUCCCGUCACAGCUGAGAGUGAAGCUGUCUUGUUUCCAUAGAGACGCACCCCCCCCACUGAUCCCUUAGAGGCUUUUGGUAUUUUGCACUGAAAACUGGCACAAGACAGCAAGCAGCUCGUGUUCACUAACUUGUUUUUGAUAUUAGAGUGUGGGAGCUUGGGAAAUGACACCACGUCUCUUAGAGUAUGGGAGCUUGGGAAAUGACACCACGUCUCUUAGAGUAUGGGAGCUUGGUAAAUGACACCACAUCUCUUAGAGUGUGUGAGCUUGGGAAAUGACACCACGUCUCUUAGAGUGUGGGAGCUUGGGAAAAUGACAACACGUCUCUUAGAGUAUGGAAGCUUGGGAAAAUGACACCACGUCUCUUAGAGUAUGGGAGCUUGGGAAAAUGACACCACGUAUCUUAGAGUAUGGGAGCUUGGGAAAUGACACCACGUAUCUUUAGAGUAUGGGAGCUU